AUGCCAGAAGUUGAAGAUGAAGCACUUCAAGAUGAACCUCUUAUAUUACGAGUACUAGACUAUGAUACAUACAGUGCCCACGACAGCAUUGGAAAAGUCUAUAUAGACUUGAAUCCUCUGUUAAUCAAGAACAACCCUUCAUUAAUAAAUGGCUGGUUUCCAAUUUAUGACACUAUGCGGGGCAUACGUGGAGAACUAAAUUUCAUAGUAAAAGUUGAUUUGUUCAGUGACUUCAAUAGGUUCCGUCAGUCUUCCUGUGGAGUUCAACUUUUUUGUUGUAAGUAUCAUUUUAACUAUUGCCUUGUUAAUUGUAAAUGA
Molecule: messenger RNA, 318 nt
Organism: Octopus bimaculoides (California two-spot octopus)
Lineage: Eukaryota; Metazoa; Mollusca; Cephalopoda; Octopoda; Octopodidae
Product: C2 domain-containing protein 5
Biological process (GO): positive regulation of D-glucose transmembrane transport; positive regulation of vesicle fusion; intracellular protein transmembrane transport
Cellular component (GO): plasma membrane
Molecular function (GO): calcium ion binding; calcium-dependent phospholipid binding
Source: RefSeq, a predicted model, not a curated record